Molecule: messenger RNA, 615 nt
Organism: Salvia hispanica
Lineage: Eukaryota; Viridiplantae; Streptophyta; Magnoliopsida; Lamiales; Lamiaceae
Product: blue copper protein-like
Cellular component (GO): plasma membrane
Molecular function (GO): electron transfer activity
Source: RefSeq, a predicted model, not a curated record
CAUACUAAAGAAAGAUAUAUAUAGUAAUAAAAUGAAAAUGGGUAGAGCCAUUGCCCUCCUCUUUGUGGUUGUGAUAUCUCUAGCGGCAGCGCAGCGGCCGACACCGGACCAGCCGGUGUCGCACUUCGUCGGCGACGCUCACGGCUGGGAUACCGGUAUCAACUACGUCAAGUGGUCAAAGGACCAACUCUUUUAUGUUGGUGACUUCCUUGUGUUCAAAUACUGGGCCAUUACCCAUGCCGUGGACGAAGUAAGGGCAGAUGACUACAAAAACUGCCUCACUGACAACAUCAUCAGCUCCGACCAAACCAGCCCCACCAACUUCUCCCUCGUCAUCCCCGGCAUCCGCUACUUCAUCUGCCCCAAGUCCGACCACUGCAGCCAGGGGAUGAAACUAGCCAUCAACGUCGUCGAUCCCAACACCACCAAAGGCAGUGCCCCCGCUAGAGUUGGCGGCGGGAAGACCUUCAUGCUUGCUUUGUCUAUUGUUGUUGGAGCCAUGUUGGGAGUCAGGAUCUAAGGCCUAAGGCACUUCACUUUAACUUGUUGUUGAGGUUAUAUUUAGUAGUACUAUAUUUAUGCUUGCAUGAAUGAUAGUAGUAUGUGCUAAGAUUG